UUUUAAUGUCUAGUAUAAGUUUACUAUGUAUAUUAUAAAUUAUCUGAAAGUGAACUCAAGUUCUAGGCAUUAGUUAAGUAGUUGGUGAAUGUAGUUCUAAGUUGUUGAGUGUUGUUGUUAUAAAUGCAGGUCGCUACUCUGUUCAGAGAAGCUGCCACGCUUCUUGGAGCUACAAUGGAAGCACCUGAAGGGCCUGGCCUCAAAAUGUGAGUGGCCCAAACUUUGACCUGUAUUGAUUUAUUGUGCUAUAAAAGUUAGCUUUAACUCUAAUCAUCGUUCAAAACUUCUGUUACGCUUGUCGUUUCCUAUAUUUUUGGUGGGACUUCUUAAACGAGUGAAACACUGUCGUCUGGCAAACUUCCCCAAAAAGAAUAAAUUGGACAAAACUAAGCUGAAGCUCGUAUAGUGAACUACUGCUGCUGUCUCAUCUCAUAAUGAAGUUUUAUGUGCCUGGGUACUCAGAAAACGCACCAUUAAUGAAACAAGAACCACAACACUAUUCUGAUGGGACUCCCAUAAUGAAGCAAGAGCCUCAUUAUUCAGACGGUGCGUCCAUCGGAACACCAGUCAUGAAACAACAAGAUCCACAACAUUACUCCGAUGGGAGCAUCAUAAAACAGCAAGAGCCCCAUUACUCUGCCGGGUCACCACUGAUGAAGCAUCAAGAGCAGCAUUAUUCUGACGGGACACCAAUUGGAACACCAGUCAUGAAGCAACCGGAACCCCAACACUUCCCGGAUGGAACACAGAUGAUGAAACCCCAAGAAAGUCAUUUUCCAGAUGGAACACCAAUGAUGAAGCAACAAGAACAGCAACAUUAUCAAGAAGCUCAUUACUCGGAAGGACCUCGAAUCGGAACACCUAUAAUGAAACAGCAGGAACCACAGCACUACUCGGAUGGAACGCCGAUAGUAUCACCCAUUAUGAAACAAGAGCCUCAGCAUUACAGCGAUGGUCCUCCGAUGAUGAAACAGGAGCCCCCACAUUAUUCAGAUUCUUCGGUGUCAAUGAAACAAGAACCGCUUGAUGACGGUUAUGAAACCAGUGGAGAUCUGGAUAUGAGAGGUCAUAACGAAGUGAGCAAGAUGAUGGGUAACUCUUUACAUCAACAGAUGGCGCAGCAUCAACAUCCGCAGAUGGCUCAUCAACAACCUCAUCAACCACUUCCCCACCAUCAGCAGAACUUGCCCCCUCAUCCUCACCAUCCUCAACAACCGAUCCCUCAACAUCCUAUGGCUCAACAUCCUCAACAUCCUCUGGCCCAUCAACAUCCACACUCCCAUCACCAUCCACACGCACAUCCUCAUGGACAUCCACACGUGCCACAUGCUCACCCGCAUUCUCAUCCUCACGCUCACCCUCACAUGCAUCACCAUCCCCACGUCAUGCAAGGAGGCAGCAUCAUCAAGUAUGAGAUGCAGGAGGAUCCUUACAGCUUCGUUGAGGAAGAUAGAAUGGCGAUGCAGUCCAUGCAGUGCCCUCCUCUGGUAAUGCAGCAAGUACCAAAGAAGCGUGGGAGGAAGAAAAAGAUUAAACCUGAAGAUCAACAGCUUCAACAAAUGCAUGGAGGAAUGGUAUACCCUGACGGUAUGAUGAAUCCUUUAUCGAUGAAGCCGCUUAAAGAUCCAAAUGUGAAAGUAUUCAAGGAACGUAAGAAGCAUGAUAGAUUCAACGGUAUGCCUGAAGAGGAAGUAUCUAAAAGAACAUUGCCAGAUCAUCUGACUACAAAUCUGGACAUUGUUAUUAUUGGAAUCAAUCCGGGACUCUUUGCAGCAUACAAAGGUCAUCAUUAUGCUGGCCCAGGAAACCAUUUCUGGAAGUGUCUGUACCUCUCAGGGCUGACCCCAGAGCCGAUGACAGCAGAUGACGACUACAAGUUACUGAAGGUCGGCAUUGGAUUCACUAACAUGGUUGAGAGAGCCACCAAAGGUAGCGCAGAUCUCACCAGAAAGGAAAUCAAAGAAGGUAGCCAGAUUCUACUUGAAAAGCUGAGAAAGUUCAAACCAAAAAUAGCUGUGUUUAAUGGCAAGCUGAUUUUUGAGGUAUUUUCGGGAAAGAAAGACUUCAGCUUUGGAAGGCAGCCUGAGCUAGUGGAUGGAACCAACACUUACAUGUGGGUGAUGCCGUCAUCAAGUGCUCGCUGCGCCCAACUUCCUCGAGCAGCUGACAAAGUACCUUUCUACGCUGCAUUGAAAAAGUUUCGUGAUUAUUUGAAUGGACUAGUGCCAGAGUUGGAUGAGAAAGAAAUUGUGUUUACUUAUUCCAAACUCAAAAACUUUUUUGAGCCUGAAGUGAAGGAAGAAGGAAAAGAUGGACAGCUGUGUAAGUAUAGAGGGUAUAACGGACACAUGGGUGAUGGGUUAACGGAUUUGACCGACACUGUGAUCAAGAAAGAGAACAGUGAAGAUCAGCCGGCUGGACCACCAAAGAAGAAACGAGGUCGACCAAAGAAGAUAAAGGUAGAGGGAGAAGCGCCACCAGAGAAAAAAGAAAAACCUCCCAAGGAGGUUCUCGAUAAAGAUGGAAAUGUUAUUCCCAAGAAGAAAAGAGGUCGCCCUAAGAAAAUUAAACCUGAAAUGGUUGCUAAUACAAAUACAGAGCAGCAGCAGCAGCAGCAACAACAACAGCAACAGCAGCAGCAGCAGCAGCAGCAACAACAACAACAGCAGCAGCAGCCACAACAACAAACACAACCAUCGACUCCUACAGCUUCUCAACAACAGCAGCAACAACCACAACAGCCGCAGCAGCAACAGACGCAAAGCAACACCACAACUCCAGCAGUGACGACCUCCCAGGCAGUUACCCCCACUCCAAAUUGUUUUUCUCCCCCAAUUCAGUCUCCUAUUAACUUGUGUCAGCAGGGGUUUUCACAAAUGUACAAUAAUCAGUCACAUACGUACAACCAGAAUGCUUCACAGUCGCCAUUGUCAAAUCACAACUUCCAUCAAUCUCCCAUGCAAAGUCACGGGUACAACCAGUCUCCUCAGCCUCCGUCAUACUCUCACUCCGAUCUGUCCUCUGAAAUCAGUGCUGCAAUAUCUUCUGAGCAGAACAUCGCAUCGAGGUCACCGAAUUCAUCCAGUUUAGGAGGUCCACCAGAAUUUGAACCCUCCACCGCUAUGCAAGAAGAUAACAGUAAAAGUUCCUUGGACGUCAAAGAUGACAAUCCGGAUAACCACAUGGAUUGUCACUUUCCGAGUCCUGCACCAUCUAAAAAGAAAUCCCCAGAAAUGAACUACCAGAACUAUGACGAGUAUUCUGGAGAUUCAGAAACUAGCGGCGCCGUAAGAUACCCUCAGAGGCCAUCCUCUGGAUUCGCCCCGAAACCCACGUUAAACCAGGAUGUAGCAUCAAAGAGCUUAUCAGGGCUGGAGUCACUAGUGGACCAGAUUCCGAACAUAGGUGAUGGAGAUGCCCCUCACACAGUCGUGAGUGGGGAACCCAUGGAGAGUGCCUCCUCAUCGGGCACUGGGCAAUACAGUGACGAUUCUGCCUACCUAUCAGACUAUCCCAGAGUAUCUCAUUACAGUCCACAAUACCCGUCUGCAGUUCCUACAACCUCUAACACGUACACUUCUCCCUCUCCCAGUAUGAACUUCUCAGUGACGUCACUAGCCAACAGCAGCGCGACGAGUAGCAAUGAGACUCCUGGCUCCUUCUCUGUCACAAGCUUGGCCUCAAACUACAACUCUAGCCACACUGUCACUUCCUCCUACCCUAACCUGAUGGGUCCACCCCAUCCGAUGGGGUCCCAUCAUGUGAUAGACUCGUUUGGCAGUGGGUUGGUCGACCGCACUUGCAGGAUAGGUUCACCCAUGGAACCUCUGCCUAACAUGAGUGGAGUCAACAUGUCGGGUUCUGGGCUGCCCUACCCCUAUAAUCAGUAUUCCAGCCCAUAUCCAGGAGGCCCCCCUGCGGGUUUCCCUUACUCCCCUUCACACAACAUCCAUGUACCUAGUCCCAAUUUCCCAUAUCCCUCCCCCUAUUCCAAUUCCGGUUAUCCACAAUCCAGUUACUUGCAAAGUCACGUUUUUGAUAGAAUAAAAAAUGAAAGAAUGGAUAUUGGAUUCGGAGGUUUCUGAUUCGCCUGCCUGUAGUUUCAACAAGACCCUGUCAUUACUAAGACUGCUUAAUAUUUUGUUAUAUCUUGUUUAAUUGUUUAGUAAUUGAUUUUCUUGUUAUGUGAUGUGAGUGGAUUUCUUUAAACAAGUUUACAUCAGGCAUAUAGUGAAGCUAAAGUCCUAUGCAUUAUUAAACUUAUUUCUCUAUCGAUGACUUCACAUUAAUUCAGGAAAUUAAAGUUCAAAGUAAUGUGUGCCUCUUUAAAUAAAAAUAUUAGCACAGUAAUAUUUAAUCCCUUUAUAUCAAACACUUUGUUUCUGUAAUUUAACUAUCCUUCUUUUCAUAUUCUAUAAAAUUAAUUUAGCUAUAAAUUCCAAAAUAUAUACUAUUCAUGUCGUUAAAAGAAACUUAUGAAAAGUAUGUCAAAUAUAGGUUAUUUUAUAUGCCACCUGCUAAAUCUCUAUUUGAGUAGUAAUCAUUCUCUUGUUUAGUCAUCAUUACACGUAUGAAAAAUGUGUUUCCAUGUUCUAAACAUAGGUAGGGUAGAACUUAUAAUAAUAUCAAUCUUUAUAAAAAAACUCAUUACUACAAAAAGAUAAAUAAUAGAGUGUUAAUGGAGAAAGGUCUGAGUAAUAUGGGACUUUGGCUUCACUAAGUUGCUCUUAGGCAAAUAUAUGCAUCAGAAAUGUUUAUGUUACGAUUGUUUAACAAUUUUAAAUUUAUUGUUAACAUCUAGCCUUAUACCUAUGAUCGAUAAUUUUUCUGCUCUCGGUCUUAAGUUAUAUUAUUGUACCAUUUAUAUUUGUUAUUUUUACUCAAAUGUGUUGACUUUGCACAUCUACAUAGCCAUUGCCACAUCAUCACAGAGUACAAAAGUUUUUCGAAUUAUCGAAUCGUAGCCCAAUUAUAUAUAAAUUAAAUGUAUAAUAGUAUUAUGAAGAGAAUAACUUUUGAAAGAGUUUUUCAUCCAUUGUAUAAAGUAGUGAAUACUGAAUUAUUUAAUAACGUUUUGUUAUAUAUUUUCCUACAAAUAAUAGGCCAACAUAAUUCAUUCUCAAAGCUGGUUGUACAAGCUUUGAAUUUUUACCACUUUAACAAUCAUUUAAUGACUGAAUGAUUGUUUGAAUUUCCUUUCCUUCAGAAGGAAAUUCAUGUUCAAAGUGUGAACUUGUUGGUUUUCAUUAGACUCGGGGGCCGGUCCGAAGUAUUUGAGGUUCAAACCAUCUCACAUGACUCGUAAAUCAACUGUGUAUUUUGAAGAGUCUGUUUUUCUGGUUAUACUUGUAAAUACCUUACAUUGUACAACUUGUCUUCCAUUGCUUUAUUGAUUUUUCACAUUUUUAAACCCUACUAUUCAUAAUAAAAUUAACCAUGUGUCCCUGCAUGUCUGAUAUUUUAAAACUAGAUUAUGUCAGUGUUUUCCAGUUACUGGGAAUGUAAUUUGUUUUAAUUUGUAGCGUUUAUGGUUUUUAUGGUAAUUGAUUUAGUUAUAUUCCAAUUUUUAAAUAUAUAUAUUUAUAUAUAAAAGAGCUUUAUAAGCCGAAGUGUAUGGUUUUUAAGUUGAAAUUAUUUGUAGAUAUAUGUUGGAUUAUGUAUAGUUGUUUGUGAAGGUGUUGUUAGACCUGUAUAGUUUGCAUACAUACUUUCUGUUCAUUUGUAGGAUUAUAGAUUGUCUCGUCCCAUUUGUAGAUUGCUCAUAUAAAGCAGUGACUGGUUGUUGGUUGCAGUUAAUUAUUGUUAGGAGGCUGUACGCUGUAGGGACAGUCGACAGUCGUUAGCUCAGUGAGGGCAAUAACAUUCUUUAGUCGUACGAUAGUUAAUACCUUACGUGUUCAUAGCCUUUAAGUUGAAUAACCCUAAGUUCCUGAUAAAACCCGUAUCAUCUCUGACAUACGAGUCAUGUGACAGACUUUGUAUAUUCUUUUCUGAGUACAAAGUUGUCGCAGUUUCAUGCACUUGAUAAUUUCCCUUCGCAUAAAACUUUUUAACGAUGGUGACAUAGUACAACCAGUUGUUGAAGAACAUAGUAAUAUUGUUUGAAACAGUAGAGUUUGUAUGUAUGGAGAAGUUACUUCUGCAGAUAGGCCUCAUCUAGUCAUAACAUAACACUUGUUGAUUACAUAUUUGUGUAGUGCAGUUUCUGCUGAGUUAGAAAGUGGUAAGAGUGCAAUAUUUCUAUCUUGAUGUUAGCUUGUCGGACUGGCUGCUUUGGAUAGCUUUCAACACACAUUUUGUUAUCAGUUUCUAAAAGUCAGUUCUACUUCACAUUGUUAUUUGGGGAGUUAAUGAUUUGAAUUGAAGUAAAGUGUUUCGAUUUUAUAUCUGACUUGAUUAAAAACUAAACCGAAUAAACAUUUUUUUAAAAGAUCAUGACGAAUUGGCUGUUGGAUUCAAAGCAGUCGGUCUUCUUCAGAAUCUGUAAAGGAAUUCAUGUUACACUCACAAUUAUGUAAUAGUAAUUGUUUACAGGAAUAUGUGCGAGAUAAUUUUAUUUAGUGUUAUAUUUAAAGUUCUGUUUUAGGUGUGACAAUAUUUAUUUAGAAUAUCGCCUAGUUUUAGUUAUGCAUAUUUUGUUUAAAUUUUAUCAUAUUCUUUGUUAUCAAUUCCCCUUGAGUUGUUACCAUCACAUUAAAGUAGGAGAUUAAUGAUUCUCAUAUGUGAUUUUGUUAUUAUAUUUGAUCUUGUUAUCAUUUAUUUAGUUUAUCUGAUGACGAUGUGAUCGCUACUCUCACCGUACAACUUUUAUGUACAAAUUUUUUCGUGUAAGACACGAUAUCAUUUUCUAUACCGGUCUAAGUUACACCAUACAUAAUUUCCUAUCGAUAGACACUUUUAAAUGCCAAAGGGAAACAUUUUAACUCUGGGAAACACAGACAUCCGAGUGGAGCUAAUCAGGCUGAGGACAGUAAAUGUGCAAUGUUUGUUUGUUUGUUUACACUUACUCCCUUACCAAAGAUAAAGCUGUGUCUGUCACAUACAUCUUAUAAUUCUUCAAUCCCAAGCCUGAUAAUUUGUUUGUAAUGUUCCACAAGCAUUUAAGGGUAUGAGUGAUAUGUGUGAGUGUGAGUGUACUAUCGAUGACUUUUUAUGAAGCGAACCGUAUAAAAUAUUUUAUAUGUGAGUUUAGUUGAUCUGUAUAAAUGGACUAUCUUUUGUAUGGGGCAUCUGAAUGUUUCCUGUAAUUGUUAUACAUGUUGUUCCCGAGUUAGAAUCUCUGUUCCGGUUUAGGUGCCCGACUAUUCUACCUCAUCUUCACGUUUAAGCAAUAGUCCAUUGAUCUGUUUGCGUUGUAUUAGCUUGUAUGUUAACACCCAGGUCUAUUGUAUGUCAAAUCGAUUGUACAGAUUAACAUUGUAUGGUGUGAUAUAAUCAUAAAGAGUGAUGUUAUUUAAAUUUCCUGUUUCUUUUUUUAAGAUCUAAAGAUAUUAAACGAUGAAAAUGUCUCGAUGUACUGAAUGGAA
Molecule: messenger RNA, 7526 nt
Organism: Macrosteles quadrilineatus (aster leafhopper)
Lineage: Eukaryota; Metazoa; Arthropoda; Insecta; Hemiptera; Cicadellidae
Gene: Tdg
Exons: 7
Coding region: 435-4085 (1216 amino acids)
Biological process (GO): base-excision repair, AP site formation
Cellular component (GO): nucleus
Molecular function (GO): DNA binding; mismatch base pair DNA N-glycosylase activity
Source: RefSeq, a predicted model, not a curated record